Papilio machaon (common yellow swallowtail) is the source of this 2752-nucleotide messenger RNA. Its product is annotated as scm-like with four MBT domains protein 1. Lineage: Eukaryota; Metazoa; Arthropoda; Insecta; Lepidoptera; Papilionidae. The record is from RefSeq and is a predicted model, not a curated record. Gene Ontology annotation, biological process: regulation of DNA-templated transcription. The transcript is spliced from 7 exons. The coding region runs from base 114 to 2720 and encodes 868 amino acids. Gene Ontology annotation, cellular component: nucleus.
UUUGAAGAAGCAAGUUCGACUUGGUUCGACCUUUCUUUAUUAUUUGUUAUUUUAAUUAUUAUAUGUAGUUAUUUUAUUAAAUGUCAAAAUUAUGAAUUUAAUUUGAAUGAGACAUGGAGUUUGAUUGGAAUAAUUAUUUAGAGACGAAUAAAAGCAUUGCUGUUCCCGAAGAGCUAUUUUCCCAUGUCGAAGCCAGCCUCAACAAUGGUAUUAAACAGGGUAUGCUUCUCGAAGUCUGCCACAAGAACAAUCCUGACAUCUACUGGAUAGCGGAGAUCACCAUGGUCUGUGGUCAUCUCCUUAGGAUCAAAUUCAUUGGAGCCGAUACUGACUUCUGGUGUGACAUUUCAAAUACUAAAGUCCAUCCGCUAGGCUGGUGCGGGAAAUAUGACGAAUUGGUGGAGCCACCUGAUGAAAUAAAUGAGAAAUGCGGUGAUACUAUCAUUGAUAUAAUGAAGAAAGCCCUACUAGUAGGGCAAUCAGUCUCUAUAGAAGCCCUCAAUAAUAAGGGCAUGUCUCCAAUCGACAGGAUAAAAGUGGGCAUGAAAGUCGAAAUACAGAACGUCAAUGAUCCUUACCGAUAUUGGAUAGCUACGGUAUGCGAGAACGUAGGCGGUCGCCUCCUGCUGCGGUAUGAUGGCGCUGAUGAAGACCUGCAACAGUUCUGGAUAUUCUUCUCCAAUCCUCGACUCAGUAGCUUCGGCUAUGUAACCAACAAGGGUUCGCCUUGGCAGUUCAAGUACCCUGGCAAAGUGAACCGGUUCUCGUGCAAGAAUAAGCUGAGCGCGCAGCUGCGACAGAGCGCCGAGGAAUCCAUCAAGGAGCCCACGCCACCAGAUCUUUUCCAGCCCGCGCCCACCCAAGAGGCCCACAGCUUCGUGACCGGCAUGAAGCUGGAGAUGUUGAGCCCCGACGACAUGCGCACCGUCCGCCCCGCCACCGUCACCACGGUCUUCAACAACCUGCACUUCCUGGUGACGGCCGACGAGGCGGGUGACGACGCCGCCCCCGCCCUCGCCUGGCUCUGCGACAACAUGCACCCCUACAUCUUCCCCAUCGGAUGGGCGCAAAAACACAACUUUACCCUCAAACCCCCUAAAACCUGGAAAGAGGGACCCUUCAACUGGGAUGAGUAUCUAACUAUGACGUCAUCCGUCCCCGCGCCCGAGUACUGCUUCGGAAAGAAGGAGCCGAUGAAAGGUAUCGAGGUGGACAUGAAACUGGAAGCGGUGAACCCCAUGAGCCAGGAGGAGAUCCACGUGGCGACCAUAGCCGCCAUAGAGGAGCACCUCGUGUGCGUCGACCUGAUUCCCAUCGCGCAGAAGUUCUGGUACGCGCAGGACAGCGACCUGCUGUUCCCCGUGGGCUGGUGCGACAGCAACAACUACGAGCUGCACAUCCCCGACACCUCCAACAGACAGCCGCAGAAGGCCGAGGAGCCGAAGGUCGCCGUCAAGGAAGAUAUAAAGACCUCGAGCGAGUGGUGCGAUAGAAUAUAUUUCAAUUACAAAUGCUACGCGGGGCCCUCCAUCAGCAGGAACAAGCUGUCGCAGCUGCCGAAGCACGUGGGGCCCGGGCCCCUGUCGCUGGUGCUGAAGGAGGUCCUCAACAAGAUCAUUUCCGCCUCCUACAAACCCGCCAAGCUGCUCAAAGACUGGGAGCACGAGGGACCGCCCGAGGAAGGAAUGAGAUUGGAAUUAUUACGUGCUAAGCUGAAGACGAGUACGUACCACGCGUACGUGUGCGUGGCUCGCGAGCGCGCGCGCGUCCCCGAGUUCUGCGGCGCGGUGUGCGCGCGUCUGCAGGCCUGCCCCGCGCUCUUCGGACCCGCGGAGUACCCCGCCGGCUGUCCGCAUCGCUGUCACCUCGUCGACAAGUCCACAUUCCAUAACGGCACAGAACGUCGCGGCAGACCGAAAGGCAGCGUAAACGGAAAGAGAAAAAAGAAGAAAACCACCGCCCCGGAGAAACGGGAGAAAGAGAUGCAACCGUCGCAGGAGAGCGAGGGGAACAGGGACGGCGAGUCGGUGGAGAGCGAGCACAGCGCCGCCUCCACGCCGCCCUCCGAGUCGGGCACGCGGCCCAACUCGCCCGACUGUCUCGCCGACUGCCGCCGCCCCCCCGGCCGGAGGAAGCGUGAGCCGCGCGGCGUCUACCCCAAGCUGGAGAUGAAGACGCGCGGCGCCAAGCUGCCCAACUUCGCGCUGCAGAUGAAGGAGGCGCACUGGGACAAGAAGGACGUGGAGACGAUGUACGGCAGCUCGUGCGCCAAGAAGACCGGCCCCGACAGCGACACCGAGCACGACACCAACGAGAGCAGCUGCCACUCGCGCGGCAAGCGCAUCUCCGACGUGUCCGACGCCGAGGAGCCCGAGCUCAAGAAACUGCGCUGCGCCUCCUACGACCCCCCGCCCUCCGACGCCGCGCUCGAGCGCCGCGCCGCCCUCUCCUGGAUCCGGGGCCGCGCCAAGCUCGCCCCCAACCCCCUCCACUGGAGCGUCGACGACGUCUACGCCUACCUCAGCAGCACCGAUGACUGCAAGCUCAUCGCAGACAAGAUGAAGCAGGAGGAGAUCGACGGCCAGGCCUUCAUCAUGCUCGACCUGCCCAUCAUCAGGGAGUUCCUGCACAUGAAGAAGGAGUUCGCGCUGCAGCUCUGCAAACACAUCUCCCUCGUCCGCUGGUACUACAUUGACAACUUCGAGGAGACCGCGCCCUGACUUUUCACCGGCGUAUUGUUACUUUUGUCUAG